AUGGCUUCUUUACUUGAGGUGUGGUCCCUGCCGGGUACUCUUAUAUUCAUCGUUUGUCUUACUGUCAAUUGGACCGAAUAUGUGUCAAGUAAAGUGCCAAAGCCCUACCUUGAUGAAUUUUUUCAUGUUCCGCAGGCCCAAAAGUAUUGUGAGGGAGACUACUCAUGGGACCCAAAGAUUACCACCCCACCAGGCCUAUAUCUGGUAUCAAAAGUCUUCAAACCUUUGUUAGGCUGCGAAACCCGGUUCUUACGCAUGCAAAAUGCAGUUGCUCUAUGCGCUAUUCUUCCCAUGAGCUACUUCAUCCUACGCAUACUACGGACUCGCAACAAUUCAGGCAGACUUUCCACUAAGGACUCGACUCUCUUUACCGAUGUUCACUCUGCCGUCAAUAUCGCUCUCUUUCCUCCACUCUUCUUCUUCUCUGGACUCUACUACACCGAUGUAAUGUCUACUCUGGUUGUAUUAUUCGCUUACACUACAUAUCUGGCCAGUCCGCAAUCAUCCUUGAGUCCUUCACAUGCCGCCAUUGUUCUUUUAUCUGGGACCGUCGCCCUAUUCUUUCGACAAACUAAUAUUUUCUGGGUUGCUGUCUUUCCGGCCGGCCUUGCCGUUGUAAAUGCCCUGAAGGCUGAUGGGCCCUCGACUGCCUCGAAGUCCAAAGACAUUACAGAAAUCUUGCAUGACAGUUGGACCACAGGAAGGAUUGUUGACCCUCCAGUACAGGAUGCUGAGAUUCAGGAUGUCAUCAUCUUUCUAGCAUCAGUUGUAGUUGCCGCUCUCAGCAAGCCCUUACUUGUGAUCAAGGUCGCUGUACCGUACGCAAUUAUUCUAGUUCUCUUCGCAGGCUUCGUUGUUUGGAAUGGCAGUGUUGUUCUAGGUGAUAAAUCCGCACAUACAGCCACGAUAAACAUGCCGCAAAUGCUGUACAUCUGGCCGUACUUUGCGUUCUUCUCCAUCCCACUUCUGAUAGGACCAUGUCUUGGGUUCGUCGUCCGAGUACUGCCAAAGCAGGUCCAGGCAACUUGCGACAAAGCUUUGAACACUUCUACUUAUAGACUCCCAUCUCUCAUCGCAUCCAGUAUGUUUAUUACCUGGGCAUUACUCGCAGUCCAUUUCAACACCAUUAUUCACCCAUAUACCUUGGCCGACAACCGACACUACGUAUUUUAUGUGUUCAAAGUCCUCCGGCUAUACCCAGUAUUGAGAUAUAUCGCAGUGCCAGUCUACUUCAUCUGCGCAUGGUCCAUCAUCAGUGCUCUUGCGACACCGAGAAGAGCUACCCGUUCAGGCAAUGAAGGCACGUUAAAGGACAAAGGCAAAGCUGGUUCUCCUCCAGUCUUUGCAGAUGAUCAAUCUUGUAGCGUCAGCUUCGUCGUCAUAUGGCUAGCUGCGACUACUUUAUCCGUAGUCACAGCCCCUCUGGUUGAGCCGCGAUACUUUAUCAUUCCUUGGGUCAUCUGGCGGCUGCAUGUUGCACGUCACACAACCCCAAACGUUGAAGUACUACCGUCAUCGUUUUGGAAAUCGGUACUCGACGUACGCAUGGUUUUAGAAACCAUCUGGCUGCUUGCCAUCAACCUGGCCGUAUCGUACAUCUUCUUAAACUGGACAUUCACAUGGCCCAACGAGCCUGGUAAUCUGCAGCGCUUCAUCUGGUAG
Molecule: messenger RNA, 1662 nt
Organism: Bipolaris oryzae ATCC 44560
Lineage: Eukaryota; Fungi; Ascomycota; Dothideomycetes; Pleosporales; Pleosporaceae
Product: glycosyltransferase family 59 protein
Exons: 5
Coding region: 1-1662 (553 amino acids)
Biological process (GO): dolichol-linked oligosaccharide biosynthetic process; protein N-linked glycosylation
Cellular component (GO): endoplasmic reticulum
Molecular function (GO): dolichyl pyrophosphate Glc2Man9GlcNAc2 alpha-1,2-glucosyltransferase activity
Source: RefSeq, a predicted model, not a curated record